Molecule: messenger RNA, 3464 nt
Organism: Vitrella brassicaformis
Lineage: Eukaryota; Vitrellaceae
Source: the annotation of a GenBank genome assembly
UCAUGAAUGCGUUGGCAGCCUCACCAGCUGCAGCUCUACACGUGCAGGGUACCCCUCCUCAUCGAAGUCCCCCGCCCUGCUCUCAUUGGCAAUCAGCCCAUAAUGGUCUCGCUCUGCCUGGUCAAUGCACUGCUCCACUCCUCUACGGAACUCAGCCUCUCUGCUCUCACCCCCCUCCCGAUUGUGCAAAGCACUCAGAUCGACAGACGCUUUCAGACAGACAGUCGCAGGCCGCACGGCAGCGAUCAACGCGACGCCAGAUGCAACCCCACUCAUCGUUUUGCUAUUGAUCACUUCGACAGUCAUAGAGGCGACGUGAGGGUAUCGGGUGCAGUCAGAGGUGGCGGGCACAUCUGAGCCACACACCGAUGCCACCACCUCGACGCUCUCUAAAGUGACAGUGGGGGGCAGCUGCGAUAGGCAAAAUGCUGCCACGCCCAGGUUCGACAAACAUGCCAGACUGACUGCCGUGAGCCUGUCUAAUGUGCCCAGCAACGCACCCAGGCCAUUGAGACCUGCCGCAUCAGCAGACACCCUAUGGUCGGCGUGGAGGUUGAGGCUGGUGACGUUGGGCAGGUGGCGAUUGCCACCGGUGGUGUCGCUCUUGGCUGCCAUCCACUGCGGCACACUCGACAAGGCCCGGGAUGACGUCAGCCCCUCCACCGAUAGCUCGGUGGCCAUGGUGAAGACCAGCAGGCCGGCCCAUGACUGGUCCAGAGGCUUCCCGCCACACCGCAGAGUCAUCUGCAUGGACAGACAAGGAGCAGGGGUGAGUCUUCGUCUGUUUGCGGCCUCUUGUCUGGUGCGCUCCCCACCUUGUAUGCUGUCUUGCUGACGUCUUUGAUCAUCUUUGCCAUGGGGCCAGUGGGUGCAGGAGGCGAAAUGACGAGGUCCCUGGAGCAGUCGAUAACCAGCCAACCGGCACUCCAGUCGACCGUGCACUUGACCGACGCUGCACACAGACCCACACACACAGCAGAUGCACAGCAUUGCAAUCCUCCUGUUUGUCCAUUUGUCGGUUCGUCGUACUAACUUACCUGCCCAGUUGACGAAGGCAGGGAGGCUCAUCUGAUCACGUCCUGUGGGAUGGAGCAGCUCAUUGGUGAAGGGGACGGAGAUGUAGUUACUGUACGCCAGGCCGAUCCUCUUCUCAACGUCUGCACAUAGGCACAAACAGUGCGGUCAGCCUGUCGGUGGUUCCUCUGUCUGUUCGCUCGGUGGCUCACGCACCCUUCAGACUAUCCUUGCUCCAGAUGGGGUCGAGAGCACUCUUGAGCCUCCCCAGCUUCCACGUGAAGUCAUAGGGGCACAGCUCCACCCACUCGAUGUCGGUGAUCCCUGAAUGAGGGAGACGACAUCCUUCUCGUGGUCAGCAAACAGCUCGCCGAUCGCUGCAGACAAGUGGGAGGGGCAGAGAAUUGAUCUGUGGAUGCAGGAGGUGCGUGCAUGUGGGAGGCGAUUGCUUACACAGGGAAGUGAGCUUUGGAGCAUGCUCCACGAUGUCCUUGGCAUGCCAGCCGCGCCCCCCAACUCGCAGGCGAAGAAGUGAUGGGAAUCGCCACCCUCGAAACCUAAACACACACACACACAGAGGGGAUGAUCAGUGCAUAGCGGUGUGACCAUGGAGAACAGUCAUGCUUACCCGCGGUGAUCUGGCCACUGUUCGACGUAAAGGUCCUCAAGUUGCGAGAAGGUCACAGUGGACGGUGAAGUCGGCACGCUGUAGGGGUAAUCCUCAAAUUCGUCGUCGUUCUCGAGUCUCUUCUCGCAGAGCUUCAUGCUCCUCACUGUGUCGCGGGAGGCCUCGAUGCACUCGAGAGGGAAGUCGAGGGCCUUCCAGUGAGCGCUGAUGUGCACCGUCCGCAGCCGACCCUGCCACCAGACAGACAGACAGAGGUCAGCCAUGGUCACUCCACUUGGUUGGUGCGGUGUGCUGGAGCACCAGUUUCUGCUUCAGGAUGGGAAGUGUCUCCUCUCUCUGCCGUCUGAGGUCCGCCCCGCCCGCCGCCCCCUCCCCGGCCGAGUCGUCCUCUCCCUCUCCCUCCUCGUCGUUUCCCUCCCCUCCCUGAUCCUCUUCCUUCUCUUGUUCCUCCUCAUCUUCUUGUACAUCCUCCUCAUUGCUGCCGUCGCCAUCGAUGCCAAGGUCGUUGCGCGUGUUCCAUCCCCAUCGAUGCCGUCGCCACACGGCACCUCUCCGAAUGCCCCGAUCCCACCACUGUCGCUCGUCCUCACCGAUGACCAAGCGGCGGUACACGCCACGCCCCUGGUGUCGUCGGUGACGAGGUGCCUCAUCGACUGGUUGACGCGGGAGAGGGGCGCGGAGUCUUUGGUGGGCAGGAAGGCCAACACGAUGUGCGCCACGUCGGGCGGCAGGCCGUCCAGAGAGGGACGACCGAGCUGACCACACACACAGGGGCGGAAGUGUCAUGUUGUGUGGAUGUUUGGGCUGGUCUGAUGUGUGGCUUGCCUGGGUUAUUGUGGCGUCUGGUGGGAGGGUUUUGGUGGCGAUGGGCUGCGGGAGUGGCGGCUUGGCGACUGCCACGUUGUCGAGUGUCUUGAUGAGACCCCGCAGCGUGUCGUGUCGCGACGCCACCGACUGCUCCACCGUCAUCAGCUUACUCGACAGGCCCGGCACCUGCCAACACACAUCACCACUCACAGAGAGGAGGAGAAGGGCGUGUGUGUGUGUGUGUGUGUACCUUGUCGGCCAGUGUGGGAGUGACGUGUGGUCGCACCUCUGACAGCACGGCCGCCGUCUGCGCCUCGAGCGAUUUGAUCUUCUUCAACAAGGGGACCAGCCGACAAACAUUCGCUUUGUCGGCCUGAGGGAAUGAACGCACACACGGACACACACAGAGCCAUCAAGUGCGUCUGUCUGCGCGUGUCGUCCCUGCAGGUGGCUGUGCUGCUGACCCAGUCUAUGACGGGAUGCACCCCUUGGUCCGACGGCUGCCCGCCAUCUACAGCUACACCAGUGCUACAUCCUCCACCUGCAUGACGAGAGAGCAUGGCAACAAAGGCAGCCGGCCAUGAGUGAGUCGGUCUGUUCCCUUCCCGAGUCCCUCUCCCCACCUCCAGCAGCAGCAGCGGGCGAUGAGUCAUAAGUGUCCACACGAGGCCGCUUGCCGGCAUUCUCGUCAGCUCCGCCAGACAUCUGGAAACCAACAACAGAUCUGAAGCGAUUGCUCCUCUCCCUCAGGAUCUGAGGUGGCUGCUUCUCUUCUUCUGGUUCUGUGCCGGUCGGCACCUACCUCCACUGAGUUGCUGUGGAUGGACCAGCAAAUGGGUCGACCGCUCUCCGCCUCAGCACGUCCCUCUCAUAUGCACCAACACGUUUGGAGCGCUUAAGCCCGCAGAUCAUCCCCUAUAUGAAUUUGAUUUUCGGGAUUCUUACCUCGUGGAAUUCCGAGGCGUGUAGGCAGCGUAUGCGAGAGCUGUUUUGGUUAAGCAAAACUAGACAGCAU